Molecule: messenger RNA, 1142 nt
Organism: Rosa chinensis
Lineage: Eukaryota; Viridiplantae; Streptophyta; Magnoliopsida; Rosales; Rosaceae
Product: E3 ubiquitin ligase BIG BROTHER-related
Exons: 2
Coding region: 359-1018 (219 amino acids)
Source: RefSeq, a predicted model, not a curated record
GGACAAAGACUCCCCCAAUCAGAAGCCACCUUUCUUUUGGAUCAGGCCUGCAUUUGUGUAAAUGGACCCAAGACAAUAUCAGAGUUUCUUGUGCACAAUUACACAAAAAACAAUACAGUAAUUCUGAUAGCGUGCUUUUUCUACUAUGACAGGUGAAUUAGGUUUUAGGAGUAGAAUAUUUUUUGACAUCCUGCGAAUCAUAUGAACCAACUUUGGAUGUGUUCAUGGAUGAAUUGACAUGGGAUUGCCUUUGCCUAGAGGAUAGGCAAUUGUGUAGGGUUCAAGUCUUAACCUAGGACUUUAAUCUUGGAAUAAGAGGCACUGUGCUGCUGCAACAGAUUGAUCAUCAUAGUUUCCAAUGGAGGGAGAAGAAGAGAGCAAGCAAUCAGAUCCGCGGAGCUUAAUCCCUUUCUCCGAGCUCAACCAAGUCAGCUCGGAUUUCAUCCUAGCCAUGACUAUGCACGAACAAGAGCACGCAUACAGGUUGCUCGAAACAAUUGAAAGUGAAAGCGAAGAAGAAGAUGAAGAAGAAGAUGAUGAUGAUCAAAUUCAUGAUGUCGACGAUGGUACUUCUUCCUCUGAGGAAUUCUAUCAUCAAGAUGAUGCUGAUUUCUUUGAUCUUCUCAGUGACGAUAAUGGAAGCGACAGUGACCAAGAAAUGGAGGAAGAUGACUUUGGUGAUCUGGACGUGGAUGAACUAACUUAUGAGGAAUUGUUAGCACUUGGAGAGUUCAUAGGGGAAGAGAAAAGAGGUCUGCCCAGCAAUGAAAUUUCUACAUGUUUGCAUCCCCACACAUACAAAUUAUCUCCAAUUUAUCAGAGCAAGAAUAGCAUUAUUGAUAAGUGUGUUGUAUGUCAGUAUGAGUAUGAAGAUGGUGAGGCUUUGGCUGCAUUGCCUUGUGAACACCAUUAUCAUUUGGAGUGUAUAAGCAACUGGCUUCAGAUUAAAAAGUGUUGCCCUAUUUGCAGCACAGAAGUUUCAUCAUCAUCAUCAUCAUCCAAAACCAAAAUUGUAUAGCUGUCUGUUAGGAUUAUGAAUUUCAUUAUUUAUUGGCUCUGAUUGUAUACUUGUUAAUGUAUGUACAAGAUGUCUGUUCCUCACCCUAUGCAAAAAAUAAAAAUGAUAGCUUAUACUUUACCUA